ACAAAAGAGAAAGCAUAUUGAAAAAAUAUAAAGCCCUCCCCAAUUCUUCUCUCUCUCUCAGUCUCUCUCUUAUUCUGUGUGCAGUAGCGCACAGCUAACAGCUUCAACAAUGCUUCCGAGGAAAAUGCCCAAUCCUUUUUCUUCCUCCUCCUCCUCAUCAUCAGCAUCAUCAUCACCAUCGUCGUCCAAGAAAUCCAACCCAACCAAUAAACCCCACCCCUCCAAGUUUGGCAUCCAACAUUUCUUCCAACGCCAUACCCAGAACGCCCUCUAAGCCUCUCAGAAGAGUCCGAACCCCGCCGCCACCCAUGCUCCGAGUUCGGGUCCAGAGAAAUCGGGUUUGCCUGUUCCAAACCCGAUAAAUGAUCCCGGAAAUGCACCCAAUUUGCAAAAUCCCGACCCGAAGCGUAACGUUUCGGCGUAUGGACUGAAUAGUGCGUCGCAGAAUGCGCCGACGGGUAAUGUCGCCGCGAUGGAUGUUAUUUCUGAUGAGAACCUGUUGGAGGGUUCGCAGGCGAAUGAUCAGAAUAGUGAUAAUGUUGCGGUGAUGGAUGUUAGUUCUGAUGACGACCUGCCGGAGGGUUCGCAGCCGCAGGCGAAUGAUCCGAAUAGAGCGUCGCAGAGUACGCCGACGGAUAAUAUCGAGAUGAUGGAUAUUAGUUCUGAUGAGGAACUGUCGGAUGUGUCGCCGGAGGUUUCCAAGUCUAAGUUCUCGCCUGCAACAGUAAAUGUGGCUCCAAAGAGGUUCAAGGUUGUCCACACAAGGAAAGUUGGGUCAUCAUCCGCUAGAAGGGAGGUCUUGGAACAGCAAUUGGGAAAUACAAAUCAUCCUGAAGAACCAUACGGUGGCGGUGAGGUGGAGGUGAACAUUGUCGGCGAUCAGAGAAGAGCGGGAAUUGGACGUAUGGCAGAAGUUUGGAAUCUGCCAGAGGGCAGGAAAAUCCCCAUCUUGUGUAAUGACUUUGGUCAACCCCUUGAUAUUGAAGGCUGUGUAUACACGAGGUUCCUUGGCUCCAUUGCAAGGACACAUACCAUCUUGCCAAUAAAUUUCAAUGGUUGGAGGAAAGUGCCUAUGACAAACAAGGAGGCAGCUUGGAAUGUCAUUUUGUCAAAAAAUUUAUUGCCUGAUGAUGGGGGACAAUAUGAUGUCAUAAAAAAGUGGUCUAUGAAGGAUUUGGAGGACAAAUGGACGAAUUGGAAGCAUAAUUUAAAGAACAAAUAUUUUGUGAGUCCAAAACUGCAGAACAUGUAGUGGCUAAAGCCCCCCUUGACAAGGUUGAUGUCACUCAAUAUACAGAACUUGUUCACUAUUGGUAUACGGAAGAAGCAAAGAUCAAGAGUGAUAAAGCUAAGAAGAUCCGCUCGGCACAGCAUAAUAAUCACGCAGCGGGAUCAAAAAGUUAUGCCAAACAUGCAUAUGACAUGGAAAAAUCUACUGGAGUUAAGCUGAAUAGGGCCCAAGUAUAUAUUGUGAAGCAUAAGCGUAAAGACAGCACCCCCCUUAAUGAUGAGACGGGAAGAAACAUUUCACAAAUGGAGGAGCUCCUAGCACAAGAGCCUCCAAACUCACCGGGGGGUAAGCAAGAGCAAGGGAGCAUUGUUUGGUCUCUAAAUGAUGCUUAUGCGCAAGUUAUAGGUCCAGAGCAAUAUGGGCGUGUCCGUGGAUUGGGAAAAGGCUUGGCCCUUCAUCCCAACUUGAUCAUAGAAAGAAAAACUCUUUCAUGGAUGGAGUUGUAGAGGGUGCCUCCAGAGAGAAAGAUACGCAAGAAAUUGCGGCGCUAAAGGACUAUGUUGUUAAACUAGAGGACAAAAUGUCGAGUCUCCAAAAUAUGGUUCAGCAAUUUAUACAACGGAUGGAUAUACAGGGUGACUUUAACUCUCCACGUGGACAUCCGAAAUCAUCUGCAGCUAGUCAUACAGUGGCAACUCCAUGUGAUGAAUGAGAUUCUUGCAUGUUGUCAUGAUUCUCAUUUGCAAAUGAUGAUCAGGGUGAUGGUGGGAAUGCUGCCUGAGGGUGAAACAUGAGAUGUCAAGAAAUCCAUCAAUCUUGGUUGCAAACAUGAGAUAUUUUGCCUUUUGUACUGUGUAAUUUUGAAUUACAAUCACCAUCUUCCUGUGUGUAAGAGGGAAACAAAUGCUGAAUUUCAAAAAUGAAAUGUAUAUAU
Molecule: messenger RNA, 2165 nt
Organism: Corylus avellana
Lineage: Eukaryota; Viridiplantae; Streptophyta; Magnoliopsida; Fagales; Betulaceae
Source: RefSeq, a predicted model, not a curated record